This is a messenger RNA of Mesocricetus auratus (golden hamster), 2073 nucleotides long. RefSeq names its product FRAT regulator of WNT signaling pathway 2 (gene Frat2). NCBI's taxonomy places the organism in Eukaryota, Metazoa, Chordata, Mammalia, Rodentia, Cricetidae. The transcript has a single exon. The coding region runs from base 207 to 896 and encodes 229 amino acids. The record is from RefSeq and is a predicted model, not a curated record. Gene Ontology annotation, cellular component: cytoplasm.
CAAAUCAACCCGAGCCGGCAGCGUUCCGGCUCCCGCGGCUGGAAGGCGCGCGGUGCGGCUGCCCGGUGGCCCCCGGCUUCCGCGUCUCAGGCCCGGCCCGGCCCCGGCCUCCGCCCCGCUCUCGCCCCAGCCGCGGCCCGCCGAGCCCGCGGGCAACCGAGCCGCCAGCGACGCCCGCACAGCCGCAGGGGCCCGGACGGGGGGCCAUGCCGUGCCGGAGGGAGGAGGAGGAGGAAGCCGGCGACGAGGCGGAGGGGGAGGACGACGACGACAGCUUCCUCCUGCUGCAACAGUCGGUGACUCUGGGCGGCUCUGCCGACGUGGACCGGCUCAUCGCCCAGAUCGGCGAGACGCUGCAGCUGGACGCGGCGCACGACGGCCCGGCCUCGCCGUGUGCUGCCCCGGGACCCCCGCCCCCGCGGGUCGUGGCUGCGCUGCCGGCGGAUAAGGCCCGGACCCCGGCGAGGCGGCUGCUGCGGCCGGACGCGCCUGCGGAGGCCGGGAACCCGGCGCCCCCGGGAGCCGUGCGCUGCGUGCUGGGGGAGCGCGGGCGCGUGCGGGGCCGGGCGGCUCCCUACUGCGUGGCGGAGCUCCCUGCGGCCGCCAGCGCGUUUCCCGGGCCUGGGCGGCGGGGGUGGCUCCCGGGUGCGGUGGCAUCUCGGCGAAUUCAGCAGCGACGGUGGGCCCCAGGUGGAGCGCAGGCGGUCGACGACGACCCGCACCGGCUCCUGCAGCAGCUCGUGCUCUCGGGAAACCUCAUCAAGGAGGCGGUGCGCAGGCUCCAGCGAGCAGUUGCCGCGGUCGCAGCCACGAGCCCCGCGAGUGCCCCGGGGUCCGUGAGUGGCCGAAGCGGACCAGACUCUGUCACCCUGCAGCCCUCGGGUGCCUGGCUCUGACCCGCGGUCCCGGAAAAGGCCCCCGGGACAGUACGGAGCUGAAGCCGUCGUCCAUCCCGCGGGCUACAGCCCCAAAAUUACCGGCCGCGCGGGGCUGUUAGAGAAAACGGACUCGACUGAGCAGCACCGACAGCCGAGGAUCUGGGAUUUACUGGGAGAACUGUGGCAGCUACUUGAUCGACUUGGACCUGACUUAGCCCAUGGGGGACAUCGCUUAUAUUGGAUUGUUUAUAGAUGUGGCUCGCAGGGGCGGGAAUUGGGAGGGCUUUCUAACAAUACUUGAAAACGAGUAGUAGGUAUACACGGUGUCGUCAGUUUCGGGUGGAGAAGCUUCCUGAAUAUGGUGCUACAAUUGCAGAUCGAAGAGAUUCUGGGGUGAGGAAUGUUAAAACUUGGCAGUUGGGUGGCUUGGCAACACCCACUGUGUGUUAACGUGACGGUGAAGGUGGGUGAUGAGACCCAGUUGGUGAAUUCUCGAAGGUGGGGAGAGUUGAGUUUAAAAGUGUACUUGUAAACGACUUGACCUUGCCAACUUUGACUCAAGGUCAGGUUAGUUGUGAGUGGGGUGUUGUGGGAUCCUUGGGAGAGCUGACCGCGGUGUCUUACCUGCCUGCUUUGCCACCGCUUGGAGUCUCCCGAGGACAGCAGGCCAACAGGGCCGUGAAGGGAGAGUUAUUUGCGCUUUUUGUGCUUUUCUCUUUCCGGAACUACUCCUGUAGACCACUCUUGGCCGUGUCACCAGCUUUCUCAGAAAUGGCCAUAAACAACCCCCUGUCCUCUGCAGCGUCGUUAUUUGUGGUGUAUGUGGGGUUGGAUGAAUGCCUUGGACACACUUUUCUGCCCCGUUUUGAACCCUCUGCUGAAUCCGAGGGGCUCUCUCCUGCUUCCUCUCGCCUGCUAGUUCUUUGUAAGUGAGUGAAACCGUUUUUAAAAUGUGACUCCAGGAGGAGAAAUCGCAGGCUUUUCCCCUUGAGAAACUCGAGGGUGCCCUUUGAGGUGCCACCCCCAACCUUUAAGGUAGCUAAACCAUUUUUUUUAAAGAUUCAAUGGCUUGUUCAUCCUCCAGAUGUAGCUGUUGACGUACACUUCGCAACGGAGUGUCUGAAAUUGUGGUGGUCCUGAUUUAUAGGAUUUCAAUUAAAAUAUCUGCUGAAUAAAUUUGGUUUUUGUUUUGGAA